AUGUUCGGGGUUUCGAAUCUUUAUUUCAAAGUACUGGGAUUUCACUCCCUGACUGUAAAUAACUACGUCUUAGUUGGCAGUGAAUAUCAGGUGAUACACGUUGAUGACUGGUUCGGCUGCAUUCUGAGUUGUCAUGACGAUCUACGGUGCAUUUCGUACAACUACAACACAUCUAGUAGACUGUGUGAACUAAACUACUGCAGUGGCCUACAAGACUUAUGCGACAGAGAUAACUUGCUUAUUUACUCGACCGGCUGUGUAUUUCAGAAGAUACGGGACUGUGAGGUAAGUCAACAAUUUGUACCCGGAACUUCAAGAUCUUUCACAAAUUUUAACGUGAAAGUGAAAAAUAAAUUUUCCUUCUUGGUCAUCAGCUUUAAAAGGUUGAUGAAUAAGAAAACGGCCCGCAAUCAGGUAAUUGUUUGAUAUUUCUUGCAAAAGUGCACUAUUUACCGAAAGUCCUUUAAGUGAAUAACAUUUAACACAGCCAGUACGUGCGCUGCAUGUAAUUCAAAGUACUUAUUAUUUUAUUACUGAUUUCCUUUCGUAACUUAAGCAAAAUCAUUAAUUCUAAUAAUACAAAAACGUGUUCUUCUAUAAAAACCUCUAGUUUUUCGGUUACCCCAGAAUUUAGACUAACUUAAGUCUAAUCUUUUCGCUUCCAGUGUCAUAAAUUUAUCAUUCCUGUCAGUAAAACACCUCGGGUGCUUUCUUUUUCUUUUUAAAACCGCUUUUUAACACCUGUUCAUUAGGUAUAUUUUUUAAAAUUCGCAUAAUUAUUGGUACUGUAGAUGCGAAGUAAAUAUUGUCAAAAUACACUCUCCACAGACGAUCUUUUAUAUCAGUUUUGUUCGGCACGUCUACCAUUAUCCUGUUUUUCGAAUCCGUGUGCAAGCAAAACUUUUCCGGUUUCUUUACGUAGAAUCUGCUGACAGAAUUAUGAACUAAAACUUUUCUCCCCUGAAUAUUGAACCGCAUCUUGUUAAAUUGAUCGGACAGAGGCAACCAAUUUGAAUUUUUUUAAAACUCUAUUCAAGACUUAAGGUAAUAAUGAAACGUGUCAGCGGAGUAUUGUGAUAACUUAUAAAUGUAAUCAAAUAUCUUUUUUGACUGCCUCUAUUCUUUACUAGAACGACCGAUCCAGCAGUAACACUUCUAGAAUCCAGGAAUCUGGCAAAUCAGGUAAACGUCUGCAUCGCCGAGUUAAACAGAAACUAAAACAACAGACUCGUAAGGGAGAAACAAUUCAAAUAACAGUUGUUCACAAACAAACUAUCUUUAAAAUUUAUGAAAACAAAGAAAGAAAGGGGCUCGUUAUUUCAGGGUGACUUCCUAAAUCCACUGGGAUCGUCGGUCAGGACAGGUUCAUUAGCUCUGGGAACUGACGGGCUCGCUAGGUGUUUUAUGGUCUCAGCCACAUCUAAUAACUGCGCGUUUCAAUGCGUUUCUGCUGUUGCCACAACGAAAACUACUGGGUUACCAAUACAUACGCUACCCCUAUAAACAGUCAAAAUCAAAACUGAGUCAAUCCGAUAAAUAUAAUCCUCUGUUUCCCAGUCGUCUUGGUCUUGUUGGUCUGCAUCAAUGUGUGAGCUUUUAGUUGGAGCUUUUUUGAAUAUCAAAAUCCUUGAUGGUGUCCUCUGUAAUGAUUAUUUUGUAUUAAAAUUUUCUCCUAUUAGAAGUGCGUCAAAAAAGGAUGUUUUUUCAAUCUGUAUUGACGGGUUAUCACUGAAUAAGGGACCUGCUAACUGACUACCUAUUACAGCUUGACUUCACCCUUUAAGCCCUAUCGGGCUUAAAGCAACCAUUAGGACGUUUCACGUCGUAGUCGUGAUCCGACAACAAAAAAGGGGACAAAAAGACCUGUGAUGCAAAUGCAAAGUUGCUGUUUUGCUAAUCUAAACUUAUGGGUUUUUUUGCCGUCCCUGUUGAAGCCGCCGUUAUCGUCCCUCACCCUCCCCAUAAAUAACAGAGCGGUGCUCCCGGCAUCAUGGGCCCUUGUUGUUCGCUGGAGAGAGUACAUAAUUUUCAUCUUCCAUAACUAAAAGGUAGAAUUUCAUUUUAGCACCCGCAGGUUUCCCUCAAAAUGUGCGAGAAAUCAACAAGACUUCCAGAAGCAUUUUUAUCGCUUGGGAUGCAGUCCUAACCAACAGCAGCAAGCAACAGAACUACAAAGUGGCCUACAUCCGGUUUAAAAGGAUAACAGGAGCUGCUAUAAAAACGAUUCAGGUUUCCACUGUGUAUGCCAAUUUAACUGGCCUACUGCAUAACACUAGAUACAACAUUACAGUACUUGCGUACAACGAGUAUGGAGAUGGGCCCAGCAGCGAGGUUGUAGUCUUAAAAACAGAUCAAGGCAGUAAGAUCAGUUCGUUGUGUUUACUAUUUUAGCAAAGCGGGUUCCCAAGGGUGUUGUUUAUUAUGUCUGCCCAAAUAUAGUGACAGUCACAAACAAGAUUCUUAAGCAAUUAACAAUCCCUUUGCUUUGAAGAUAGUGACGUUGUACCUGUUUCUAUAACCGAAAAUUCCCAAAUCUGAUUGGCUAUCAACUGCCCUGAUUUCAGCCUUAGUAGGACCGUUUAGUUGGACAGUACGCGCAAUCACGCGCGCGCUUAAAUGGCUUUUUUUUUUUUCACUGCUAGCAAAAAAAAAUUGGAAUUUCUUGUCUUUUGAUUUAAAAAAAGAGCCUUUUAUAUAACAAAUUUUGUUAAAGUUUUGAUUAAUUGGUAACAGAACUUCGUGUCGUCCAAUUCGGUCUGCAAUCAUACUAGUGAUUAAACAAAUCGGACCCCGCUACAAGGUCGUCCGAUUUUGUUAAUCAAUAGUAUGAUUACAGAACGAAUUGGACUCCACUCAGCCCUGUUACCAUUACUAAUUGAGUCUCAACAAAGUCCGAGGUCAUUGCCAGAUUUUAAUUUACAGAUCACAGUCACUAGCUGGUAAAGGCUGGUAAAAGAAUCUAGAGAUUUAGACAAAACCUUUGCAUAAGGACUGGGAAAUUGUUUGUUGUUAAAAACAUGUUAGCUAUAUAUUUCACCAUAAAACUGACAUCCCGUGCACCUCAAGCCCCGUGCAAACGGACGCAACAUUGUUGGCCAACAACUCCCAUCAUUGUUGGAUGUUACAUGCGCAAAGUUGGAAACCGGUCAAACUUUUCAGCCAACAACUCCCAAUAUUUCUUUUGUUCCGUGAUCGCCGAAGCGUGUUGCAACAAUGUUGGAUCCGUUUGCACAACUCUUCCAAAAUUGUUGGGGCCGCGCACGCGCAUUAUGCAGGGUUUACAAAGACUUAUGGGUUGUAUCCUUCCCACGAUGCACUGCAGGUCCCAACAUUGUUGGGAGUUUUUGCAUCAGUUUGCACACCACUGCCAACACGCACACAACAACUCCCAACAUUGUUGGUGCAACAAUGUUCGGAGUCGUUGCGUCCGUUUGCACGCAGUCUCAGACUUGUGCGUUUCAGCACAUCCAUCCUAUUAAAUACCCUUUCCGCUUAAGAGCCACCCCCCACUUAAAAGCUCCCCAUCCUCCCUUUAUGGGCCCAUCUACCUGUAAAGAAAAACUACAUCUGGUUAUAAGCGCCCUCUAGCUUGUAUUACAUUGCAUUGCAUUCCAUCUGUGUAGUCGAGCUUGCUCAGCAGCGAGACUCUUAACAUGCCAGCGUUUUUUUUUCUCCUGUGUGCUGGCCAAAAAGAGGUCCCAGGUGUUCCUAGCGGAGACCGUGGAAACUGGGGAUAUACUCAGAGCGCCAUGCAUGUUUUGUGAUGAAAGCCUAGGAAAGAUUUAUGCGAAAGAUGUCGAGCUUUUUCGGAACUGGUCUGUCCGUGAAUUCUGUAGCUUAAAAACGUUGACUACUUUAAAACAAGUGAAUAACCCCUUCUAAAACCCCUUACGAAGCUAUAUAACCCCAGGACUUGUAAGUGGAAGUCUACGGUAUUUUUGCCCACAUGUGACUUAUGUAAGAUCACAGGUGCUGUUCUCUCAGUCAAAAGAAAAUAGUCCUAAGUGUAUGCCUUACGUAUCAUUUUUUAGAACCUGUAGCUCCUCCAGCAAAUGUCACCCUAUUCAACAUGACUUCCACCAGCAUUCUGGUCACGUGGGAUGAGGUACCUUAUGGUAAGAGGAAGGGUCAAAUACGGCAAUACAAAGUGAUAUACAAGGCUGAAAACGAGAAUAGUAAGAGCAUAGAAGUCAACAGAUCAACGCACGCUCUGAAAAUAAUCAACCUAAAACAGAACACCAAAUACAACAUCACAGUAUCAUCCGCUACUGUGAAGGGGUAUGGACCAUCUAGUGAGCCUAUAUCGAUAUUUACAGGCCAAGACAGUGAGUAUAUACUCUUGUACUUUAGAAAAUAUAUGCUUCUUUUAUCAGGUUUUAACAAGUUUUCCCUGGUGAUUUUUCGAAUUUUUUUAAUGAAUAAAGGGGGCGAUGUUUAAAAUUAUCUAAAAUUGGAAAUAUUGGAUUAGGGGUUGUUGAAAUUUAUAAAAUGAAGGGCAUUUAAAAGACAAAUACCAAAUAGACCAUAUCAUAGAGACUUUUGUUCUUGGGCCAUUGUAGUUUGAUCAUAACACUAAGUGGGAUCAUUUUGAAAUUUUAGCACCUGGCAAAACAGAUUAUCAUUGUAAGAUAAAAGAAACAUUGUUUAUAUAAGACCUUAAGCAAGCUUUUAAAACGUCAACAUCAGCAGUGAAAAGCUGAUGCGUUAUUAGCUGUUGCCUUUUGUAUUCAUUCCUGUCAAGAAUUUUUUAUUCUUAAUCUCAUUUCCAGACAACUUAUAAAUUUUUGUAUACAUAGUCUCGUCAUUAUCUUUAACGGUCACUUUCGAUCUCUUUUAAAAAUGUACGCUGAUUAGCAUACGAAACGUCAAGUUUAUAAACAUGCGAAAGCUCAAAACGUUUAUUACCGCUGUUUGUGUUUUAUUUUAAUUUUUAUGUUUUCAGAUAGACCAUCACCACAACAAGGUGUCUCUGAGUCUAUUAGCGGGCUUACUGGCUAAUUUGUAUACCUUUUUCUAUCCUUUCGUUCUCAAAUCAACCACAUUUCCCCCAUAAAAAUAACCAGAAUGCCCCCUUAGUGUUGUAAAUUCUCUACUACAGGUCCCAGUCCACCGUUCGGUUUUCGGGCAGUCGUCAAAACUACAACUAGCAUCACGUUACAGUGGCAUCAUCAACAAAAUUCUGCCAUCACAGGGUAUACAGUAAAUUAUCGUCCAGCCUCAAGUGCCGAAGAAAACCAACAGAGUACAGUUCACGGAAUUCAUGAUAAGGAGGAAAUUACCAUAACGGGACUGUUAAUAAACGUGACCUACAUCAUAACAAUACAAGCCUCUGAUAAGAAUGGAACAGGGCCGGCAAGUUCUCCUAUCAUUGUUACCACGAGCGAUGGAAGUAAGUUUUCCCAAUAUCUUACGAAUUUUGAUUAAAAUAAAUUUAAUUUGCUCUCUAUCUAUUUUUACAGGUAGUUUCCAUUGCCCUGCGGGCAGUCAGAGGUACUUCAAAGAUCCAGACAGUUGUUUUAGUUACUAUGAGUGCAUUGAUAGACAAGUCCAUCACCAGCCUUGCCCCCAUGGUACUGAAUAUUCAGUUAAUUUAAGCCCGGUAUGCGACCAUCCCGAUAGAGCCUCCUGUAGCGUAUAAUGACAUCGCAUAAACAAUGCUAUAGUGUUUUCAACGCCUAAAUGAAAGCCUUGACUCUGUCGGCUUUAAUUGAGGGUGAAGCCAAACCGAGUCAAAAGAGCUUCCUUGCGACUUGGUAGAAACUGAGCACGUAGAAAGCAGUUGAUUUGAAGACGUAUUUCAGUCUUCCAAAAGUCUGUUUAAUUCAGUAUUUUUAGAGCAAGAGGCAAAAUCGUUCUUUGCUUGUGUAACCAAUAUCUCCUUACCUCUAGCGAAAACUUGAGUUCCCUCCCCCUAAUUAAAUCGCAGAUCCGCUCCCGCGUUAUACAGACUACCAUGAUUUUCAUGACAUAAAUUAUAAAUCCUGCUAGGGUACAGAAUUACUUAUUAAAAUUGACACAAAGCAGAAACUUACUUUUGAAAGCCAGAGACUGCGCAGAGGCUCCCACGAAUGUAAAUAGCCAGAAUAAUUUGUUAAAAAUUUAUAAAGUGGACCCGUGCGGGACGAUGGGAAGAAGAAAAACAGGAGUGUCUUUCAUUUCCUUCCCCUUUCCAUCACCUCCCGAGCAGUUGCUUUUCUUCUGUCUGCAGCCUCCCAGCUGCGCAAAGGAGUCCUCGGCGUCACAAAACGUUCUCCCACAAAGCGUUGCGCAAAUAGGAAAAUAAUUGAGAGCCAGGUCUUAUUCAAUUCGACGAAAUUUUAGCGAUAACAUUAAAAAUUUAGAGCUAAAGCGCAAAGGACAUAAGUACUGUACUGCAUAAUAAAUUUGUACUUUUUGAAUAAUAAGUAAGUUUGAUCUGAUAAUCGCCGAAUAAAAAAAGCUUGCCAGUGGUUAGUUAACCUGUUCAUACCAUAAAUGUGUAAAUGAAUGUGUAGUUCUCUUUCCAGGUUAAGUUGAGAAGGCACUCACUAAUAAGCGGCCACUAGCGACAUAUAGAUACUGAUGUGAGCUUUCCCAUUUGCGCUAAACAGCAGAUUUAGGACGGAAAAAUCUCACCCUACUAAUCAAAGUUCGUUUUAUCAUAAUGUAGUUCUCCUUGCCUGAUGAUUUAACCGUGGAUAAAUAAAGUUAUUAUUGUUGUUGUUGUUGUUGUUGUUGUUUCUGCUGCUGUAACGGCUUUCAUUUCCAAUUUGUAGGAGUACACAGAAAUUAAUAACCUAGUCUAAGGGUCUCCCUAUGGUGGAGCUGGUGAAGUCUAUCCAUAACUUUCGGUCUGAGGUUUCCAAAAGGUAUGCAACAGAUGUCGUUUUCGAAGCCAAACCGACAGCUUUUUUCUAGAACUUUACAGUCAAUUCCUGAGAGAUGCGUGGGCAUAGCUUGCAAACACCCCAUACCGAAAUAAUACUAUAAUAGUAAAAAGAGAGUAUGAUCAGUCCCUGGCGAGGGUGGUGUAGAUAGUAUAGACAAUACCCAUAUUUCGUGCUCAUUCUUCAUGUGUGCAUAUGUACAUAUUUUUAACCAGAAGCUUAUAACUUUUUCAGGGUUAUAGGCUCCUGAAUUAACUAACGGCAAGGUUACAAGUUUAAACCUCGCAUUACGUGCAGUCGAUUAUUUCAGACUUGAUACGAAGUUUGAGUGCAUUGAAGGGCUUAAACAUCAUUACUCUACCCGAGUCUUCAUUCCUCCAAAUGAACUAGCUCCUUCAAUAUUUCCCAAGUAAAAUCGAAGCUGUUUUGAUCCAGAAACACACAUUUCCUUCGUGUGUGGCUAUUUUGAGCUUUGUUUAGGAUCGUUUCUUUUUCUAGAUAAUUGUAAUUCUGAAUGAAGAAUGAGUCAAGUUCUGAUGAGGCACAGGUAUAGCUCAUUAUUCUAAGUAAAAUAAAUUCUAGCUGGUUAAAACAGUAGAUCAACCAGGGUAAAGAGGGUUAUUCUCGGUUUUCACAUGACGUCACCAAAAUUCAAACUAAGAAACUAUCGAUUCUUCUGAGUUUCUGAGUUUCAUGAGGUAUUACAGCACCUAAACACCUUUAUUUAAACAGAGUUUUGGUUCGAAAGGGUUCUUCGUUUUGCGAUAGAGGACGUUUGAAUUUCUAGGCUUUUGCGUGACGCGGCAUUUAGCUGGCGGCCACAACGGCUCUUAUGUGGGUUAAAAACAUUACCAAUUUUGGGAGAUUUUGCUGUCUAAACAUUCUUUGUCUCAGAAUAAAUAUCACUUUAAUAGUUUAUGAGUUUUUCAAGCGAUGAAUUAACGCAUUAGUAGGAAAAAUCAAAAACAGAUGUUUCUGUUGGUUUCCGGCGGCCAUAUUUGUGCCCCGCAAAGGGACACAAACAUGGCGUCGCCAUACAAAGCUUUGUAAAUUUGGGUAAAACGUUUUUCCUAAUAUCUCGCAUAUGAAAUAUCGCACAGACCUGAUUCUUGGCGAGGCCUUUUGCUUAUUUAUCUUCUUUUAUUUCCUAGAUUCGGGACUUUCUGUAUUGAAUGGUUUGCAAUUUUAUUUUUGAUUGCGUGACAGUGAAAACCGAGAAUAGGACCAAAUCAGCUUCGUCGGCAAGAGAUCUGGGUAAAAGACUAGGUUAGGAUCUUGACAAUAAACCCUAAUAGAGCGUUUUCACUCACUUGGCCUGAUGCAAAUUUAUUGGAACAAACGAAAGCGUUUGCAUAAGAAUAGAGUUCAACUCCCACAGGACUGGUUUGGGACACCAACAUGGCCGCCGUGACGUCACGUGAAAACACUCUAUACUGGUACGUUACCCUUUUUUACAUCAAAAAUACUAUAAACUUUUAUCAAAUGUUCUCAACUAAUUCUUCAAGAAAAUGUAUGGAGAUCAGUCUAAAAUAUAUUUAUAAGGAGUAGGACCUAAAGGGUAAACCUGAGUAAAUUCUAUUUUUUUGUUUGUUUGUUUGUUUGUUUUUUUUUUUGUUUCACAGAACUGAGAUCAGGCAAGGUAGAUGAGCUGCAUUAAAAAAAAUAUCAAGAAGAAUGAAAAAUAUUCGGACUUAGUCUGGGACGUAAACUUAAUCUCACCUCGAUUCAGUUUCGUCUGUGGCGCAAGCUAAUUCUGACUUCAAUUUAAAAUUUCCACAUUUUCCUCUAUCUUGUUAUGAGACAAUAAUUAUGUUCAUAACGCUUUUGCUACUGCACUUUAUCGGUCACCGGUCUCCUAAUGAUCCUCUACUAUCUAAUGGUUCGUUAACGGUAAAUGAUAGAACUGAAUAUGACUGUCACCAAUCGCACUUCUGCAGUGACACCUAUCAAUUUUAAUUAUAGUUCAUUGAACACAGUCUACUUACAAAUUGUCAAGCCAAUCAUCUUGAAGCAUCUAUCCUGCGUUGCAAGCCUAGAGAAUUUUGUUUUUUUAGCUAGAUUUUUUGUCAUAUUACCAGCUUCCAUACCUGACUUCUUGGUUAUUCAACGCGUAUUGAACCUGUCAAUAAUUCAUUUUUGAGUACCGCUUAGCCACAAUUUCAAAACGAGCUAAAUACAGUACAAAGUCCCUCAGUGUUAUGACAAUAUCAUUUCUUUUUUUAUUCUCAUGAAAACGAAACUCAAAGGGUUUACAAUUGGCUCCAUUGUGGAGUGAGGGAUCUUGUAACCUAGAGAUGGCCUAUUUGAUAAGCAGCGACCAACACGUUUUCUAUUGGUCGAUUUAUACGUUAAGUGCGACGAUUUUCGCCCCUUAGCACUUACUUGUAUUUGCUUAUCAGUCGAAUUGCCUUACUGUCAUUUGGUCGAGCCAGCAAAAACGUAUUUACGUAUUGAAGGCUAACUUCUACAACUACAUCUCUAAGGAAUAGUCAUUUCCAUCGAAAGGAAAGAGAAGAAACAUAAAAUAACUUCAAUUACUGGUUUGUCGACGGUCUCGGUUAGAGGUUAUGGUAUACACCUAAACACAGUAACCUUGUCAUACAAAUUAAAGCAAAAAUAAAAAACCUAAAUGCCACAUAGAAACUAAUUUGCCAUGCAAAUCACAUUUGUGCUUGUUUCUUAAUCCUCAAAACAGCUUUGGGGUACGGUAUAAUGCUUCAAUUUGAGCUCUCUAAAGACGUUUUGAGCUUUAUUCUUUCUUUUGACCAGUUCUAUGAAUGAGUUCACUUAAUUCCUUUUUACCUAGCUUCAUUUAAUUCUCUAUUUUCAUUUUUCUAUUACAACUUUAUUGCAAUUAGGUAUACAUGACCAACAUGCAAAUUCAGGUGCCAGGUGCAGUCGCUUUUGUUCCUGAAUAAUACAAUUAUAUUAAGGAUAAAAAAAUCAGCAAAUGUUGCAUUUGAGCCAUCUUAAAUGACAGCGAUUUCCAACGUCAUCUAAGAGGACAUGACUGUGUACUGGUAACAGUUGCCAGAAAGCUGUUGUAAAACAAACCAACAAAAAAACUUCUGUCAUUGAAAAAAUGCUUCAGAACUUCUUUUAUCUCACACUUAUAUUCAUUAUAAGCCAGAGCAAGAUAUCCACAUUACAACCAGCCACUGAAAACAGUUACAUCUUGGUGGGUCAUGUCUAUCAGACGUUGUACGUUGAUGACUGGUUAAACUGCAUUCACGCUUGCCACUAUGAUCCAAGAUGUACUUCAUAUAACUAUAACAAAUCGGCAGCAGCUAAUGGACUAUGUGAAUUGAACGCCUGUGAGCCGCAGGACUUGUGCAAUAUAGAAAAGUUCCUUAUCUACUCGCCCGACUUUAUAUUUCAGAGGAUACGA
This is a messenger RNA of Porites lobata, 10254 nucleotides long. The record is from the annotation of a GenBank genome assembly. Lineage: Eukaryota; Metazoa; Cnidaria; Anthozoa; Scleractinia; Poritidae.